Messenger RNA from Trichophyton rubrum CBS 118892, 2334 nucleotides. RefSeq lists its product as uncharacterized. NCBI's taxonomy places the organism in Eukaryota, Fungi, Ascomycota, Eurotiomycetes, Onygenales, Arthrodermataceae. Gene Ontology annotation, biological process: regulation of GTPase activity; signal transduction. Bases 1 to 2334 code for a protein of 777 amino acids. The record is from RefSeq and is a predicted model, not a curated record. The transcript has 4 exons. Gene Ontology annotation, cellular component: cytoplasm.
AUGACUGACCUCGUCGAUUAUAGCAAAUUCCCCGAUCCUUUGUUGCCUUCAGGCGCAACACUCCUUUAUCACGCUCAUAUUCCCUUUUCAGCCUUCUUAUCGACAUCUCAGAUCUCUCGGUGCAUUCCCAAGGGGAGGCCGAAUAGAUCUUCAGUCUACAUAUCAGCAAUCAUGGCCAGAAAAUCGGUCCAAGUAUCUCCAUCGCAACUUGAAAAGUCCAGCCGUGAGACAUCUCAUCAGUCAAAAACAUCCCCAUCCCAAAAGCUUAGCCCUCCGUCGACAUUCCCAAAGGGAUCAACCAUCAGACCCGUCACGUCCAUAUCAUCAAACGAGCCGGUUCGGGAGCCCGAAAAUGUGACAAACAAGGCUGAACAUCCACAAACACCAGCGAUAACUGCCAUUCCACCAUACCCUCCCUCACCCCAGCAGGCCAAUAAACACACCCGCGAUCCGUCCAAAUCUUUCUUCUCCAACCUCAAAGCGUCGAAAUCUGCACAGAAAAUACAUCUUUCAGACGCGUCCAGUGGCCACUCUGGAGAAGAAAAAUCUUCGAUGAGUCGAGCCAGCUCCAGGGAUAGGGAUAAAGCUGGCCGUGGCACCGCGACGCGAACGUCACCGAAACCCGAUUCACCUAAACAGACUGACAAACCUAACAGCGAUACAAGUGAAGAUCACCAGUCCCCCCCUCCGCGCUCCGCAAGCUUAAAACCAGCUGAAGACUCCGCCUCAACUUUCAACCCACCAAUACUUCCACCAUCUUCUUCCUCAGCACCACCUGCCCCUGCAGCGAUACAUUCCCUCAACCCAAAGAAAAGCAAGCCACGCUUUGGAGGCUUACUGGCUCGCACACGCUCCAUCCGUGCUGACGACGGUCUACAAAGCCCCCGUUCGGCCGGGCCUAAAAAACGUCCCUCGAAUGGUCUGCUACGCCUUGAGGAGACCAAUACCGAUACCGAUCCUCCACUGAAGACCGCUCCUCUGCAACAAGAACGGACAUUCAGAGACGUCAUGGGCUCGACGUCUCGCAACCGAUCCGCCGACCGACCAGCAACUCGAGAUGGCAGUAGAACACUCUCAUCCAGCCAGAAUAGCGGCAACUCUCAGCAAAUACAAACUAAUACUAAGCGAGAACGCAGCCAUGGGAGCUCAAUGAUGAGUUCAGUGGCUAGCUCAUCACUGUUUAGCAACAUCAAAAGCACCUCCAGCGGUGCCGCAGACCGUAUCGGCAAGGCUGGCAAGGGAUUCUUCGGAAAAAUCGCACGGAGUGGUAGCAGCAACGAACGAGAGGUUGUCCAGGAUGACAACUAUGUGUGCUCUGUUAUUAACCUGCCUCUAGUUGAGCAGACACGGCGAACAAGAAUGGUGAAGAGUUUGAGAAAUUCCAAGGACAAGACAGAAUUUUGGAUGCCUGCUUUACCAUGGAGGUGCAUUGAUUACCUUAAUUUCAAAGGUUGUGAAGAAGAGGGCUUAUAUCGUGUUCCUGGAAGUGGGAAGGAGGUGAAACACUGGCAACGACGGUUUGAUACAGAACUCGACAUUAACCUAUUCGAUGAACCCGAUCUCUACGAUAUCAACACCAUCGGAUCUAUGUUUAAAGCCUGGCUCCGUUGUCUCCCUGAUGAAAUUUUGCCAAAAGCGACUCAGGCCAAAAUUGCUGCUGAGUGCCCUGGCGCCACCACUGCACCACAGCUACUCAAGGAUGAACUCUCCAAGCUUCCUCCAUACAACUACUACCUUCUCUUCACAAUCACAUGCCACCUCAGUCUCCUCCAUUCAUACGUCGACAAAAACAAAAUGGAUUACCGCAACUUGUGCAUCUGUUUCCAGCCUUGCCUGAAAAUAGAUGGAUAUUGUUUCAACUUCCUUGUCUGUGACUGGAAGAACUGUUGGCAGGGAUGCUGGACAGAGAAGGAACAUCUUGAAAUUGAGGCGGAGCUCGAUAGGCAGGAGAGGGAAAAGCAACAGCAGCAGAAUGGCCAUCCUUCAGAUAGUUCUGCUGUAGCACCUUCGAGGACCUCCGGCGCAACGGGUGAAGAGAGAGCCAUCUCAUCGUCGGGUAGCAGUCAGCCACCGCCACAGGUGCAACAAUCGCCCCAACACUCACCGCAGCAAUCACCGCGGCAAUCGCCACGACAACAAUCGCGUAACUCUGCAGACUGCACGGAUGGAGCGCGUGCUAUACCGCCGAGACAGGACUCGACCCGCUCCGUCAGCCCCAAGAAGACUGCAAAAGAGGUGGCCCGACCUAGCAAUCAUUCGCGAUCAACUUCCCAGCUACCCGAGCUGGGUCCUCCCUUAUCGCCUAUCCGCUUUUCCACAGAACUGACAACCUGA